This is a messenger RNA of Aspergillus alliaceus, 936 nucleotides long. RefSeq names its product endo-1,4-beta-xylanase. Gene Ontology annotation, molecular function: hydrolase activity, hydrolyzing O-glycosyl compounds. Gene Ontology annotation, biological process: carbohydrate metabolic process. The record is from RefSeq and is a predicted model, not a curated record. Bases 1 to 936 code for a protein of 311 amino acids. NCBI's taxonomy places the organism in Eukaryota, Fungi, Ascomycota, Eurotiomycetes, Eurotiales, Aspergillaceae. The transcript is spliced from 8 exons.
AUGGUGUAUCUGAAGUACCUUGCUAGCGGCGCGCUGCUCUUCUCCCUCGCCUCGUCCGCCGUUAUUAGUCGACAGGCUGCUGCGAGCAUCAACGAUGCAUUCGUCGCCAAGGGAAAGAAGUACUUUGGUACUUGUUCCGACCAGGGUCUUCUGCAGAACAGCCCGAACGAGGCAAUUGUUCGGGCGGACUUUGGUCAAUUGACCCCGGAGAACAGCAUGAAGUGGGAUUCGCUUGAGCGUUCGUUCACCCGCCAUCAUCUCUUAUUCAUGUUCUGGUUGCUAAUCGCUAAUUACGCCAAAACGAAUAACAAAUUACUCCGCGGGCACACCCUAGUCUGGCAUUCCCAACUUCCAUCCUGGGUUUCAAGUAUCACCGACAAAGACACCCUAACUAAGGUGGUUAAGAAUCACAUCACAACCAUCAUGCAGAGAUACAAGGGCCAAGUUUAUGCCUGGGAUGUUGUCAACGAAAUCUUCGCGGAAGACGGAAGUCUCCGUGACAGUGUCUUCUCUCGAGUUCUUGGGGAGGACUUUGUCCGGAUCGCCUUUGAGACUGCUCGCGCGGCGGAUCCCAACGCCAAGCUCUACAUUAACGAUUACAAUCUGGAUUCCGCCGACUACGCCAAGACUAAGGGAUUGAUCAGCCACGUCAAGAAGUGGCUGGACGCUGGUAUCCCGAUUGACGGCAUUGCGUUGACAGCCCUCGCCGGGACUGGAGUCUCCGAAGUCGCAGUCACCGAGCUUGACAUCGAAGGGGCGAGCCCUGACUCAUACCUACAGGUUGUCGAUGCCUGUCUUGAGGUGAGCUCUUGCGUUGGUAUUACGGUCUGGGGUGUGUCCGACAAGGAUUCCUGGAGGUCCGGUACCACCCCGUUGCUCUUCGACAGCAACUACCAACCCAAAGCCGCUUAUAAUGCAAUCAUCGAUGCUUUAUAA